AUGAAUGGAGAAAGCACAACUCGGCCCCGUCUCGCUGCUUUUGCUCCAACCGACUGUCAUACCUGCCUAUCGAGGAAUCGGAGAUGUGAGAGGCAGCGGCCCUACUGCUCGACAUGUCUAGACAAAGGCCUCAAGUGCGGCGGCUAUGCCACCGCCCUUUCAUGGCAUGAAUGCAGGACAUACUCUAGCAACGAACCACGAUUGCACCAUCAGCAAAGGCGUGAGCAGAUGCUCGAGCAGAGGCUGGCUUCGCAGAGUCAGCAAGAUCGCGCUAAUGUGAGUCCGAUCAUCUCCGCCACUGAGAAUGCACGUACUUUUCGCUUUGUUGGUCCACGCAGUCGCCGAGCGAAGAAAACGCGCAAGACAUCCAACUCACAGCAGACCCGCUCACCCAUUGCACAACAAAGCGUGCCUCCGGACACGGCGUGCGGAUUCACCACCACAGUCAAUGUCGAUUCGUUCCUGGGCAGCUUCCCUUCUGAGAACUACGAAGAAAAUGACCCUGGCGAUAUUGCAGUUCGAACCGUCCCAAUGAAAGGUACAUCACGACCGUGGACAUCAUUUGAGAUUGAGACCUGCCCAGUACCAGACCGUGACAGUGCCUUUGCUGAGGUCGCCGACCCUGGAACAGUAGCAGCAUUGUCACCUAGCAACUUAACAUUUGACCCGGACAAUUCUCUCGCUUUCGAGUGGCCAGAUCUGGGACCCGACGACGGUCAGGCAAUGCUCGAUAUUUUACCCAGCACGUUUUCGCUCUCAAACCACGUGGGCUGGCCCAAGCAGGAGGAGGUUCUCCUCAAAUACUACGACACAGUUUUAUGUGUUCUUCCUUUGACUUCAGACAUGGCCUUGAAUCCAUUCCGGAUAAAGGGAUUUGCGCCGGAAGACUCUCAGCUUCUCCUUCGCUCCGUCUCCGCACUUUCCUCACAACAUCAAGUCAACGUGGGCAACGUCCAGUCCUCAGAGGCGUCGGAGAAUCGCGCUCAAGCGUACAACAUGCUAAGCCGAACCCUGCAAAACCAGGAAUUGAGCAACAGCAGUUCCUGCGUUCUUGCGGCAAUCCUGAUCCUAAUGACUCUGGAUUGUACCAUAUCAGCGCUGGGCAACUGGUCGGACCAUAUCCGCAGAGCAGGGACCGUUUUUGAAGCUUGGGGCGGGCCUUCCUCGCUAAACACCCCUCGACUUCGUUCGCAGGCCAGCAUGCUCGUCUGGUGGGACGCAACAUUAGCGAUGAUCUCGCGGCAGGGCAUGAGACUUGGCUCCUCCUAUUUUCAACACCUAGUACGAACCGAGAAAGAGGAUGGGUGGUCCUUCUACGAAAUAACCGGCUGCCCCACCGAGCUUCUGGUCCAUCUUGUACGUCUUGCCGAGAUGGCCCGACAAAGGGAAAUAGCCGAAUCGAUGGAAUUCUUGACUUUUGAUAUAAAGCCGGUGCUAGAUAUCGAAAAGCAACUCUUGGACUGGAACCACGGCCUCGAGGACGAGCGGAUGCUGAUUCACCGGGAGAUCGUCAGCCUCGAAGACGAGAAUGAGAGUGUCGACACACAAAGUGCGGGCACUUCGGAGGCCGAUGACAAUGAGGAAGAUUAUCGCCGUCGACGAGAUGACCAUCAUUGCGCCGAAGCUUGGAGGUAUGCGUUGCUUCUCUACAUCCAGCGGGUGUUUCGGUGGGAUCGUCGAUCCCAUCGACGACCGCCGGCGAUCCUACCACUCACCUGCAAGGUCUUCGAGCACUCUCGCAACUGCCGGAAAACGUCCCAGGUGCAGAAACAGCUUCUUCUGCCGAUUUUCCUGGCCGGCGCGGAAGCACGAGAUAAAGACAUGCGGGAUACUGUGCGCGCUUACUGUGUCUGGUGGGGUGCACGGAGUCGCUACGGCAUGUUCUACAGCGUGUCCAGCCUGCUCGAGGAGUUCUGGACGGGAGUAUCAUCCAAGGAUGGGGAUCCGGUUUGGUGGGGAUCUUUCUUGGAUGCAAAGUCGAACUCGGAAAAAGUGGGUGACGUCGCUGCUAUGCAAUUUCUCUUUGGCUAG
Molecule: messenger RNA, 2031 nt
Organism: Rhinocladiella mackenziei CBS 650.93
Lineage: Eukaryota; Fungi; Ascomycota; Eurotiomycetes; Chaetothyriales; Herpotrichiellaceae
Exons: 4
Coding region: 1-2031 (676 amino acids)
Biological process (GO): positive regulation of transcription by RNA polymerase II
Cellular component (GO): nucleus
Molecular function (GO): zinc ion binding; DNA-binding transcription factor activity, RNA polymerase II-specific; transcription cis-regulatory region binding
Source: RefSeq, a predicted model, not a curated record